AUGCAACGGGUUUCUAUUUUUCUCCAUUUGCAUGGCAAUUAUAACUGUUAUUCUCAUCAACUGGGCUUUCUCCACUGGUGGACCAGCAUGGAAAAAUGGAAAGAACCAUAUGGGCCGGGCCCCAAUCCACGGCCCUCGUGGCCUUCCCAUCUUUGGCAGCAUACUCAGCCUAAGCCAAGGCUUGGCUCAUCGCACUCUCGCAUCCAUGGCUUUGAGCCAAGCCGCCUCAACCCUGCUCAUGGCUUUCAGCUUGGACUCGACCCCAGCUGUCAUGGCCUCGGACCCACACACGCCCCUAGAGAUCCUAACCUCUCCUCACUUUCCGACCGUCCCAUCAAACAGUCGGCUAAGCAGCUCAUGUUCAGUAGAGCCAUUGGGUUCGCGCCGCCCAAUGGGUCAUACUGGCGGCUCUUAAGAAAGAUUGCCUCAUCACACCUGUUUGCACCAAACCGCAUAAUAGCCCAUGAGCCUGGACGCCAGCUAGAUUGCGCUGCCAUGUUGAUUGCCAUAUCCCAAGAACAAUGUCCCCAUGGCGCUGUAGUUCUAAGAAAGCACCUUCAACUUGCUUCUCUGAACAGCAUAAUGGGAAUCGUGUUCGGAAAAAAUUACGAUCCAAUGCACGAGUCAGACGCCAGAGAACUGCAGGAGAUUGUGAAAGAAGGGUUUGAGCUCUUGGGAGCUUUCAAUUGGUCGAAUCAUCUUCCAUGGUUGAAGUACUUUAGUGAUUCUUAUCGUAUUUUUCUUGUUCCUCAAGUGAAAACCCUAGUUAAACAGAUUAUUGAAGAACACCAAUCUGGCAAACCCUCUAAGAUAUCGGAUGACUCUAAUUUUGUCGACAUUUUGCUGUGUUUGGAGGGUGAAGAGAAGUUCCAAGAGGAUGAUAUGGUGGAUUUUUUAUGGGUAAUUCUUGUUCCUCAAGUGAAAACCCUAGUUAAACAGAUUAUUGAAGAACACCAAUCUGGCAAACCCUCCAAGAUAUCGGAUGACUCUAAUUUUGUCGACAUUUUGCUGUGUUUGGAGGGUGAAGAGAAGUUCCAAGAGGAUGAUAUGGUGGAUUUUUUAUGGGAGGUGGCUCAUCCUGUUGAUCUGACUGAGUUGCUUAAGCUUUCUUGUGAGAUGAAGAGUCCUCUUGUGGCCGUGGCUAUUACUAGGACCGAAAAGUAA
Ilex paraguariensis (yerba mate) is the source of this 1164-nucleotide messenger RNA. Lineage: Eukaryota; Viridiplantae; Streptophyta; Magnoliopsida; Aquifoliales; Aquifoliaceae. The record is from the annotation of a GenBank genome assembly.